Vespa velutina is the source of this 3114-nucleotide messenger RNA. RefSeq lists its product as uncharacterized. The transcript has 4 exons. NCBI's taxonomy places the organism in Eukaryota, Metazoa, Arthropoda, Insecta, Hymenoptera, Vespidae. The record is from RefSeq and is a predicted model, not a curated record. The coding region runs from base 1359 to 2615 and encodes 418 amino acids.
UAAAAUAAUCUUUAGAAAUUAUAAUAAAAUGAUGAGUGCUGUUACCUGUUCUGUACUAUCUAAUGAUGUACCUGGUUUGAUAAUACAUUUUUUAAAACAUUUUUCAAUCAUUUUCUGUAAAAAUAUUAUUAAACAUACUUUUAAUUUAAAUAUAAUUUGUAAAUGUGAAAAGAAAAAUAUUGUAUAACUGUACCGUUAAUAAUUCUUGUGCAUUAGCAACAGCAAUUUGUUGUUUAACUUGUUCCAUGAGUUCACUUUUUUCCGCUCCUGUUAACGAAUUAGCAGAUAUUGAAUUCAUUUUUUUAUGUUAUAAACUGUUUUAUUCUAUAAAAUCUAAAUCAAAAUGCUUUCACGCUGCCCUUCUUAAAUACUAUCGAUGCAAGCACCGGGUAUUGGUCAAAUAGAAUUGGGAUUGAAAAGGUUAUAAUCUUGGCUCUAGACAGGAUAGUCAACUUGAAUAAAACAUAUUUCAAUUUUAUUUUUGUAUUUAAUGGUAUCAAUUAUGAAAUAUGGAGGGAAGUUUUCCGAAUAAAGAUUUUGUGAUUUAUCGUAAUGUAUAAAUAACAUAAUUAAAUAGAUGUAAACAAAAUGUCAAUUUAUUAUAUAAUUUAUUUAUUGUUGCAUAAACCUAUAUUAUGCAUUUGUUUUAAUUGAUAUACGCAAAAAUAAAAUACCAUAUGAAAAAGAAUGCAGCGCGAAGCAAAGAUUUUUACAAGAAAAAUCUCAGAUAAGAGCAAUGAAUUAGACGAUGAACAUGUUAAGUCCAAAAAUAAAAUUUUAGAAGCUUUAGAACAGGUACAAAAUUAUGAUACAAAUCAAAACUCUUAUGAUUCUGAUCGUACUUAUUUUAGUGUCACGCAUACAGAUGAAGAAAUAUGUUCACCUGUAUUAGAAGACUUAUUAAUAGAAUUAAAUAUAUUAAGACUGGAAAAACAAUUGUAUGCAGAAAAAAACGAUUUAUUCCACUCAAUUUGUUCUUAUUGUAGACAUAUUUUUGAAAUACCAAAGAAUUUGAUGAAAUCAGUGGAUGAUAUAACUCUUAGUCCACUAAUAAAAUGCAAAGCAGAUUUAAGUUUUCUUCAAGCUAUAGUUUGGUUGAAAUCAGUUGCAAUAAGAAUGCAUGAAAUUCCUGUUGAAGAAUAUAACAUGAUAUUUAAUGUAUCUACGAAAAUUCCUAAGCAUAAUGUUAUACAAUCUUUGUCACAUAUAAAUGGUAUUCAUUUAGUUGUUUAUACUAUUUUAUCUUUUUUUUAUGCUUGUUUGUUUCAAUUUUAAAAAGCAAAAUUAUUUGAAAUAAAAAGAACAAAAAUAUUAUAGAUUUUCCCCUUUCUAAGUUGCAAGGAAAUUAUAAGAAAAAAAUGAUCUGCACUAGUCCUAUUCAUUCUAAUAAAGAAUUGAAUAAUAUGGACUCAUUAAAGUCUUAUAAAUCAUGGCAUGAUUCCAAUGAACAUGAUUUAAUAGAAUUGUACAAAGAAAAAGAAAAUUGUACAAAUAAAAAUAAUAUAGAAGACCUAUCAGAUCCUUUAACUCCUCAAAGGUGGAAUAAUUUAUACACAAUAGAUGGAUGUGUACCUGAAAAUUUGAUCAUUCCAGAGUCAGAUGAAGAAUUAACAAUAAAUUCAGAGAAUUUUAAUAAAACAUAUCAAGAACAUCUCGUAACACCAGAUUUAAUUAGUUUAGGAAAUGAUUUUUUAAAUUAUAAUGAAAGUAAUACUUCUGAAAAACACGACAGUGCAUAUGAUACUUUAAAUAUUGAUCAAGAUUCCGUUGUUAUUUUUAAUAGUAUUAAUGAAGAAAUACGUAACAAAUAUCUACAGAAAAAACGGAAAUUAGAAAUAGAAGAUAUAUCGAGAAAAAAGACAAAGUAUACAAAAGGAAAUAUUUCGACUAGAUGGGGAAAUUUUACUCUUAGAAGAUUGGAAACAAAUGAUAUUGUCAUAAAAUCAAUACAAAUAAUUUUAAGGGUUUUCAAAAAUGAAAACAUAGUUAAAGAAUAUUUGAAACGAAAAUAUUGGAUUGAUACAUUAGAAAAGGAAGCUCUAGAUGCAAUAUUAAAUUUUUCAAAUAUUUUUAGAUUAGAAAUGAAAUCUGAUAUAUGUGGUCGUGUAGUUUUACAAGCAAUACAAGAUAUAUUAGAGCAAAUAUAUCAAGUUACAAAUUUUAAUAAGGCAACAUUACAAAUAUAUCAUAUAUCUAUUAUUUUAGAAUUUUGUAAUUCUCCAUAUAUUUGUAAUGAAAUCAUUGAUUUUCUUAUCAAAAAAUUAGAUGAUGUUCAAAUUACUUUAAAGAAUAUAUUUAAGAAAAGAUCAUAUGGUAUUCAUAAUGCAAUUAAUAUAGUACAUCUUAUUUUAUAUGCUUUAAGUAUUUGUUUGCAAAAAUAUACAAUUAUCAUUCGUAGUAACAAAAAUAAUACUGAACACAAUAUUAUACCAUCAGUAACAAGUCUUUGGCUCAAGCAAUGGAACAUAGAUCAAGUCUGUGAUGAGAAGACAAAAGAACAGAAAAACAUAAAAAAAUGGGCAAAUAGUUUAGAAGCUUUUACAAUGACUUACAUAAAUGAUAUUCCAUUAUUAGCAAAAAAAUCACGACAGCUAUAUCUCAUAUUGGUUACAUAAUAUAUUUAUUAUUUUUGUACAGAUGUGAAUUUAAUAAUAAGAGAUAUAUAGUGAAUAAAUUAUUGAAAGAAUUUCACUUUGUUAUAUUGUUCAAAAAUAGGAAAAAUAGGAGUUAUAAUAUAUAUUUGACUUAUUUAAAAUAUGAUUUAUAUUAUAUUUAGAUACAUAUAUAUUUUAUAAAAUUAUUUAUACAUCAUAUUUACUAAAAUUAACAGAAAUAUAAUAUUUAUCCAUUUAUGGAAGUUGAGAUUACUGGCAUUAUUUUCAGAAGUUAUAUCUGUAUGUAAAGAAUCAUUUGUCCAUUGGCAUAACAAUUCUUCAUUGACUGGUAUAGUAUUAAAAACAAUUUUUGAAAAUAUGUCUAAGGGACAAAUUAUAGAACACUGUGGAAGUGUCAGAAAAAUAUUUUCUUUAUGAAUACCCGUAUAAUAAUUUAUCUGAAACAAAGAUAUAUUUUUUAACAAUAAAAUAGUUUCAGAAUAAUUUAUAUUGUAAGUAA